AUGAGGAAAUCCAUAUUCAGGGCCUCCAGGGCUGUAAAUCGACUCUAUUCAACAAUAAGACAUGCUGAACCCGCUCAAACGUCACCGAAACCUCCCUCCAACCCAAACAAACGCAACCUUGAAGACCUCACGCCGUCCGACCUUUGCUACUACUGGGACACCAAAGCACCCAAUACCGACCAGCUAGCUUUCGCAGACAAAAUAUUCAUUCCAUCGCGCCACUCGCCUAUAAAACUAUGGUCUGCCAGCAAGUUUCGCACAACGCCUCUCUCUUCGAUCGAGCCGGAAGUCGCAUUCCUGGGUCGGUCGAAUGUCGGGAAAAGCUCUUUGUUAAAUGCGAUCAUGGGCCAAGAAAUUUGUUGGACGUCAUCGAAACCAGGCCGGACGAGAGAAAUGAAUGCGUUCGGAAUUGGAGGAACGAAAGGCGGCGAGUCGAAAGUUGUCCUGCUCGAUAUGCCGGGAUACGGCAAAGCCAGUCGAGCUGAAUGGGGCAUGGAAAUCAUGAAAUACCUCCAGGGCCGAAAACAGCUCCGUCGCGCCUUCAUCCUCAUCGAUAGCGAACACGGCAUCAAACAAAAGGAUGCCGAUAUCCUCGGCUUGUUCCGCCGCUACGCCAUCCCCCACCAAAUCAUUCUCUCGAAAAUAGAUAAAGUCAUCACGAGGACGAAGAAACAGGCCAAGACCGGCGUUUCGGAUGUCGGUAUCCAGCGACUCCAGUGCAUGUUAAAGGACAUGAAACCCGUUAUUCAGCCCGAUCCAUAUACCUCAGGAGGCCCGGGUGCAUUGGGUGAGAUUUUGACUUGUAGUGCGGACGUUUCUGUCGGUCCUGGUCAGGCACUAGGCGUUGACGCUAUACGCUGGUCUAUUUUAUCUGCGGCUGGUAUUGAUGGCAGUUUAGAAGGUGGACGUCUGGCUCGGUUGUGA
This is a messenger RNA of Penicillium cosmopolitanum, 924 nucleotides long. RefSeq names its product translation initiation/elongation factor MRX8. Gene Ontology annotation, molecular function: GTP binding. Bases 1 to 924 code for a protein of 307 amino acids. NCBI's taxonomy places the organism in Eukaryota, Fungi, Ascomycota, Eurotiomycetes, Eurotiales, Aspergillaceae. The record is from RefSeq and is a predicted model, not a curated record. Gene Ontology annotation, cellular component: mitochondrion. The transcript has 2 exons.